This is a messenger RNA of Alligator mississippiensis (American alligator), 2748 nucleotides long. RefSeq names its product macrophage-expressed gene 1 protein. The record is from RefSeq and is a predicted model, not a curated record. NCBI's taxonomy places the organism in Eukaryota, Metazoa, Chordata, Crocodylia, Alligatoridae. The coding region runs from base 128 to 2299 and encodes 723 amino acids. The transcript has a single exon.
UGAAAAUCAAAGACUUGCUGAUGAUGGGGAGAAAGAUUUGAGCAGGCAUUUGGGUAACAGCUGCUCAGAGGAGACACAUCGAGUGAGAAGCAAGAGACUCAUCUCCUAGGGAGAGCUUCUCCCCAGGAUGUGCCCAGCCAGGGCAAUGUGGCUUUGGGCUCUGCUGAGCAUGACAGUGGCUGUCAGCACGGAGCCUGGGUUCUUAGCCUGCAAAAGGGCCCUGAAUGUGAGUGUGUUGGAGGUGCUGCCAGGUGGGGGCUGGGACAACCUGCAGAAUGUGGAGAUGGGCAGGGUGCUAGACCUUACAUACACCCAGUGCCGGACCACCGAGGACAGCGAGUACCUCAUUCCUGAUGGGGUGGAUGUUAUACCAUUGCGGGAGAGUGCUGUGGAAGUGCAUUCAGAGCUGAUCGAGAAUUGGCUCUCCUAUACUGAUGCCUUUGCUGGCUCCAUCAAUGCCGAGGCCUCAUUUCUGGGCAUUCUCAAUGGCAGGUUCUCUGACAGCAACCAACAGACCAAGACCCAUAAUGUCUACGAUCAGACAGUCACCACCCGUGUGCAGGUGAGGCACCACAUCUACUCAGUGCAGGCCCAGCCUCCUUUUGCCCUACACCCUGCUCUCCGCAGCCAGCUCGUGGACAUUGGCAACCUGCUGGAGAACAACUGGAGCCGGGCGGCUCAAUACCUAGCAGAGCUGCUGGUGCUCCGCUAUGGUACCCAUGUCCUGACCAGGCUGGAGGCCGGAGCCAGCUUGAUCCAGGAGGACCAAGUCAAACAGACCUUUGUCCUGGACAAAGUAGCCCAGAAGUCAGCUGUCACUGCCUCGGCCUCAGUCACCUUUUUCAGCAAGGUCAAUGUGGGCAUCGGAGCCUCUGCACAGGUGCAGAAUGAGCUGACAAAGGACUAUAUGGAGAACACAGUGGACUCCCGGGUUUCAAGUCAUGGUAGUGUGCCCUUCUACCCGGGCAUCACCCUUCAGAAGUGGCAGGAGGGGAUUCCUAACCACCUGGUGGCCAUUGGCCGGCGUGGCUUGCCCCUGCCCUUUUUCCUCAUGCCUGAAGCUCUGCCUGAGCUGCCAGUGCCCACGGCCCGUCGAGUGGCAGCCACAGUGGAGUGUGCUAUCCGUCUCUACUAUGCCAUCAACACUCACCCAGGUUGUGUGAACACUGACUCCAGCAACUUUGACUUCCAAGCUAAUGUGGAUGACGGGUCAUGCCACGCAGCCAGCACCAACUUCACCUUCGGGGGCAUUUUCCAGGAGUGUGUGGGUGUGUCGGGUGAGGACGUGGAGGCACUGUGCCAGCCCUACCGUACACGUAACCCACUGACAGGCAGCUUCUCUUGCCCAGCUGGCUUUGGGUCUGUCCCACUACAUGCAGAAGAGCGCACAGCCAGCCAGCCCCGGACUGAGUGCAGGGAGCAGUGCUACACUUGCUGGCUCUUCUUCACCUGUUGCCAGAAGGUCUGUGGCGUCCGCUACUACACCACUAGUGUUCGGUUUACAGCUAGCUGGUGUGCUGCCAGCAGCUCCUUGCCCCAGGGCUCAGGCUUCCUAUUUGGUGGGCUGUACAGCCCUGGGCAGGAGAACCCUAUCAUGGGGGCGCCUGCCUGCCCUGCCAACUUCUACCCACUGCAGCUCUUUGAGGACCUGAAGGUGUGUGUGAGCAAUGACUACGAGAUGGCAACCCCCUUUGCCGUGCCUUUUGGAGGCUUCUUUAGCUGCCAGGCUGGCAACCCCUUGGCUGGGCUCCGUCAGGGGCAGAGCCCAGGGCUCCUGCAGGAUUUCUUCUACCAGGAGGCCCCCACCAACUACCCCAUGAAGUGUCCCAAGGGGUAUAGCCAACACAAGGCCUACCUCAGCGACGGCUGCCAGGUCAUGUAUUGCCUACAGGCUGGGGCGCUCUUUGCCAAGCAGCUGGCCCCCAUCAAGCUGCCCCCCUUCCUGCGCCCGCCGCCUCCCAACAUCAGUCUGGUAGAGACUAUCCUGGUGCAGCUGAACAGCAGCCAAGCCUGGGUCAAGCUGCAGGGCAGCAGGCAUUGGCGGCCAGCUAACACCACCGAUGAGCAGGAAAUGAUUCGACUCUUUGAGGCACAGUCCAGUUCAAGACUCUCAGGGGGUGCUGUGGCUGGCAUCGUGGUGGCUGCGAUCAUGGUGCUGGCAGCUGUCAUUGGAGUCAUCUAUGGCACCCGGAGAUACAAGAGCAGGGGGUAUCAGGAGUUGCGAUCCAGCUGUUCAGCACAGGAGUCAGGAAGAUAUGAAUCUACUGCUGUGGCAGCUCCCCAGAUCAGCUCAGCUUGAACCCCCUGUCACCAUCCUUGGACUCAGUCUCCUGGGGCUGGGGCUGGGGCUGGGUUGAGGCAGCUGAUGGUCCACAGGCAAGGAGCUGGGGCAGGGGGAGGGACAUGGUAGAGCUGGGGGAGAAGCAGGGAUUAAUUGCAAUUUCUAAGAAUUAGUGUGACAAGUCAGGCUGGGGCAGUACUUUAGUCCCUUGGGGAAGGUUGUUGCACCUUUAGGAGACAAUCUGUCUGUUUAUCACUGCUGUAGCAAUACUCCUAGUGAUAGCAACCUAUAGGUUCCUGCAAAGUGGAAUACCAGCAGUAGUAGGGAUGAUUUUGAGGGUGAAACCAGAAACUCAAUGUGUUUGGAGAAUUUUGCAAUAGCUCUGAGUGCAUACUGCAUCACAGGGCUGCAAACAGCAGUACUGAGCAUACUGCUUUUGUAAUAAAGAUGGAAGUUCUGCAAUCCAA